GUGGCUUCUGUUUUUCAAGGCUACUGUUUUCCAUCUCCUCGCUUAAACACUGUACCUUCUUGAAGUAUGGAAUUUGUAUGGAAACGAUGGUGGUUUCAGCUGGGCUGUAUAUUGAUAGUGAAUUUGGUUUAUGCCAAUCUAGAGUAUCAAAAAGAAACUCCUCCAAGCCUGCGUGAGAUUGACCAUCAGUGCUGGGAGGUAUCGUCCCAUGGGCUGGUGGAAAUGAAGAAACUCAAGGUAGCAGACACAGUCAUUGCUCUCUGGGACUUCAUGAUGUUCCUAAAGGAGUCCCCUAAGCCCAAGCACAAUGAACUCUUCAAUGAUUUAGCCCAGAACUUCUGGGACAUGUAUGUAGACUGUGUGCUCUCAAGAUCCCACGGAAUGGGCAGAAGACAAUUAACAUCUCCCAAAUAUUCUUCCACAUACUCACACAGAACUUUAGAAGGGUCUGCUUUCACCAAUCCAUUUUAGGCCAAAAGGGGAGAAAAUGAAGAUACUUAAACAAGGCAACAUCAAAACGAAGGAGUACAAAAUCACAAUAUAUACUAUAGAUGUUUGGACAAAUCCUUUGCCAUGGUUCAAUCUUUUUUUUUUUUUCCCUUUUCUUUUUGCAUAAAGUACUUAAUCACUCCAAAACUGAUAAGUACAUGAACCCCAACACUAUCACUUUUGCUUUCCUGUGUUGCAGCCUACCAAGCUUGCCUUUUCCUCAGUGCAUGUGUGAAUGUGUUCCGGGUCAACACCUUUGUUUUCCCAUGUAAACUUUAAAGUCUGGAUGUGUCAUAUUUUUGUGGA
Molecule: messenger RNA, 795 nt
Organism: Ficedula albicollis (Collared flycatcher)
Lineage: Eukaryota; Metazoa; Chordata; Aves; Passeriformes; Muscicapidae
Gene: FAM237A
Exons: 3
Coding region: 67-471 (134 amino acids)
Source: RefSeq, a predicted model, not a curated record